CUCACCGGAGAAAAGGAGAAGAGAAUUUUCUCCUACCUUUCCUUUGCAGUUGCAAAGCGUCUCCUCUUCUCUCCUGCUCCUCCUCUCCUACCCUCGUUGCCUCCCACCAAACCCUAAACCAAGCUCCGAAUCCCUCCCGUCUCUACCCCCACCGAGCUCGCAAGUUCUUGAUUGGAGCAGCCGAGCCCAGCUCAGAUUCCCCGCGGGGUCCCGGGAGUAUUCGAGGUCUUGGCGGGAAGCCAAGAAAUGGCGGAGGGGGAGGAGACCAAGGUGGAGGGAACGAGAGAGGAAGAGAGAGCGGAUGCAGGGGCGGGAGCGGAGGAGGAGGAGGUAGAGGUGAAGUUCCGGCUCUUCGACGGCUCUGACAUCGGCCCCAUCCGCUGCAACGCCGCUGCUACCACCGUCGCCGCACUCAAGGACCGCGUCGUUGCCGAUUGGCCCAAAGAUAAAACAAUUGUCCCAAAGAGUGCUAAUGAUGUGAAACUGAUAAGUGGAGGCAAAAUUCUAGAAAAUGACAAGAAUAUUGCACAGUGCAGAGCACCUUUUGGUGAUCUUCCCAGCACUGUUAUAACAAUGCAUGUUGUUGUCCAGCCAUCAUCCGCAAAGUCAAAACCAGACAAGAAGACGAACAAGUUGCCUAAGACCACUCGCUGCUCUUGUACCAUACUAUGAAUGUCAAGUGUACUCCGUCGACAAUAAUUUGUGUGCCCACCAAGAGAGACGACUGGACAGAAGUGGAACAUCCAGCACCCAAGACGUGUCGUGUAUUGUUGUGAGGUGAUAUUGUAACUGUAAGCUAGAUACUACACAAGAGUCGGUCCGGUCCCUCUGUCGCUAGGGCAAUAGCGUCGCUUUGUCUUGUUUUACCCAACAAAGGAUGUUUCUAUAUGAUGUACAAGAUACACACACAUUGCUGGUGCUGUUGCUGUUGUGGAGGUGAAGGACCUGCUGUUCGUCGCCGUGCCAAGUUGGGUUAAAAAGGGUCAAGGUUGUUGGGUGUGUCACGCAACCUGAUUGUUUGUUCUCACUUGAGACUCCGUGAAAUGAUGUUUUACUCCUUGUUCCUUCUUGUUCA
This is a messenger RNA of Triticum aestivum (bread wheat), 1075 nucleotides long. Its product is annotated as membrane-anchored ubiquitin-fold protein 4. The transcript is spliced from 3 exons. The record is from RefSeq and is a predicted model, not a curated record. The coding region runs from base 247 to 672 and encodes 141 amino acids. Lineage: Eukaryota; Viridiplantae; Streptophyta; Magnoliopsida; Poales; Poaceae.